Molecule: messenger RNA, 714 nt
Organism: Zygosaccharomyces rouxii
Lineage: Eukaryota; Fungi; Ascomycota; Saccharomycetes; Saccharomycetales; Saccharomycetaceae
Gene: ERG29
Product: Erg29p
Exons: 1
Coding region: 1-714 (237 amino acids)
Source: RefSeq, a predicted model, not a curated record
AUGGUUUGGAUCAUUGACAGAUAUUUGGAACUCGAGGCUCCCCUCCUACAUGCUUUAGCACGUAUGCCAUAUGUGCAGAAUUUUAUACAUGACCCUAUUAGUGCACGAAUAACGUUGUUUCUGAUGAUAAUGGGUAGCAUUGCCAUCAUUAACGAGCUUAAUAUGACCCGUAAGAUGGCCCAAGUUACCCAUGAAACUUCUGAAGAAUUGAACAAAGGUUAUAUCGACGAAUCUCUAAAAUUACACCGCCUCAUAGUAAGUGAUGAAUAUCAUAGUAAGGAAUACUUGGAUGAAAAAAGUGGGAUCGUAAUCGAAGAAUUUGAGGACAAAGAGAAAUUCUUCGCCAAACCAGUCCACGUUGCUCAUCUUUACGUGGAAUGUCAAUGUAUCAGAACGAUCGAAAGUCAGCCACUACUGGAAAAACCGCUGUUGUUCCAUUUGGAAUUUUCACCGGAAGAAUAUGAAAAUGAAAAGAGACCAGAAUUCGGCACAAGACUUCGUGUGUUACGUAAACGGUUGUAUCACCUCUUCAAAGAUUCUCACCUUUUUGAAGAAUUGGUAACUGAUAGACAAAAAUUCGCCAUUGGUAAUAACGUUCGUAUCUUUAAUUCGCAAAAUGAACUUUUACCUGUGUCAACGGACGAUGUUCAAUUAUGCUUCUUAAAGAUAGAAACUGGUGAUAAAAUCAAGUGCGAAUUUGUUUUGGGGGAAUAA